Messenger RNA from Teleopsis dalmanni, 690 nucleotides. Its product is annotated as estradiol 17-beta-dehydrogenase 8-like. The coding region runs from base 1 to 690 and encodes 229 amino acids. Gene Ontology annotation, molecular function: oxidoreductase activity. The transcript has 2 exons. Lineage: Eukaryota; Metazoa; Arthropoda; Insecta; Diptera; Diopsidae. The record is from RefSeq and is a predicted model, not a curated record.
AUGUUAGUAAAAGAUAAAGUGGCAAUUGUGACAGGUUCUGCCAGAGGUAUCGGUUUUGCUAUCGCUCAGGUAUUGGCCGAAGAAGGUGCGAAAGUUGUGAUUUCUGACUUGGCGAUGUCUUCUGGCGAAGAAAGUGCUAAGCAAUUACAAGAAAAAGGGUAUGAGGCCAUCUUCAUACCAUGUGAUAUCUCAAAACGAGAUCAAGUUAAUGACUUGUUUUCUAAGGCUCUAACACACUUCGGCAGUAUCGAUGUACUCGUCAACAAUGCAGGGAUCAAUCGUGAUGGGAUGCUGCAUAAGCUGACUGAUGAUGAUUGGGACAAAGUCAUUGAUAUCAACUUGAAAGGAACAUUUAACUGCAUGCAGGAAGCGGCAAAAUUAAUGCGUGAACAAGGCAGCGGCCGCAUCGUCAAUAUUUCAUCCGCAAGUUGGUUAGGGAACGUUGGGCAAGCGAACUAUGCAGCAUCAAAAGCGGGUGUGAUUGGUUUAACGAAAACCGCUUGCCGCGAGCUGGCGCGUAAAGGCGUCACCGUCAAUGCCAUCUGCCCAGGGUUUAUUGAUACCGAUAUGACCCGAGGUGUACCUGAAAAAGUGUGGGACAUCAUGAUCAGCAAAAUCCCCGCGGGUUUUGCGGGUGACCCUCGGGAUGUUGGGCAAUGUGUCGCGUUCUUGGCGUCAGAUAAAUCAUGA